Odontomachus brunneus is the source of this 2873-nucleotide messenger RNA. Its product is annotated as tubulin gamma-2 chain. The record is from RefSeq and is a predicted model, not a curated record. Gene Ontology annotation, biological process: microtubule nucleation; mitotic cell cycle; meiotic spindle organization. Gene Ontology annotation, molecular function: GTP binding; structural constituent of cytoskeleton. The transcript is spliced from 9 exons. Gene Ontology annotation, cellular component: microtubule; spindle; centrosome. Lineage: Eukaryota; Metazoa; Arthropoda; Insecta; Hymenoptera; Formicidae. The coding region runs from base 155 to 1570 and encodes 471 amino acids.
UUACCGAUAAUGCAACAUCUAUGCAAUCGUAAACAAUUCAUGUAUGUACUCCGGUGCGUUUGAAAUGUUAGUCGUAUAUUUUCUAAUUAAAGUGCGCAAUUAAAGUAACACGCUAAAUUUCUCAACGAAAAACGAUACAUUUGAAACAUCAGCCAUGCCGUGUGAAAUGAUAACUCUGCAGCUUGGCCAAUGCGGCAAUCAAAGAUUUAAGGCAAGUCUGUGCUAUCUUCAUGGAUAUAUUUCACUUAUUUUAAUAGUUGGGUUUGAGUUUUGGAAAAGACUAUGUGCAGAACAUGGUAUUAGCCCAGAAGGAAUCUUAGAAGAUUAUGCAACGGAAGGAACUGAUAGAAAGGAUGUGUUUUUUUAUCAAUCAGAUGAUGAACAUUAUAUACCACGAGCUGUAUUGCUGGAUUUGGAACCCAGAGUAAUCCAUACCAUCAUGAACUCCCCAUAUUCAAAGCUGUACAAUCCUGAAAAUAUCUAUUUAUCAAAAGAUGGUGGUGGAGCUGGUAAUAAUUGGGCAUCAGGAUACCACCAGGGUGAAAAGUUACAGGAAGAAAUCUUUGAUAUAUUAGAUAGAGAAGCUGAUGGUAGUGAUAGCUUGGAGGGUUUUGUCUUGUGCCAUUCUAUAGCAGGAGGUACAGGUUCUGGCAUGGGAUCCUUCAUGUUAGAAACUCUAGCGGAUAGAUUUCCUAAAAAGUUAAUUGAGACAUACAGUGUUUUUCCAAAUCAAGAUGAGAUCAGCGAUGUUGUAGUACAGCCAUACAAUUCAUUAUUAACUUUAAAGAGGCUAACUCAAUGCGCCGAUUGUGUAGUCGUUCUUGACAACACUGCUUUAAACAGAAUUGCCUCAGACAGAUUGCAUAUUCAGAAUCCUAGCUUCACGCAAAUUAAUAAGCUUGUCUCGACAAUAAUGUCUGUCAGUACCACCACUCUAAGAUAUCCUUCGUAUAUGAAUAAUGAUUUAGUUGGUUUAAUCGCACCACUCAUACCAACUCCUCGUUUACAUUUCUUAAUGACUGGUUACACGCCGCUUACAACGGAUCAAGAGGGUGCGUCUGUGAGGAAAACAUCUGUUCUGGAUGUGAUGCGACGGUUGUUACAACCGAAAAAUAUGAUGGUUUCUACAGCAUUAGAUAGAAAUACAUCUCAUUGCUAUAUAUCUAUCUUGAACAUAAUACAGGGUGAAGUGGAUCCAACACAAGUGCACAAAUCGUUACAAAGGAUUAGAGAGCGAAAACUCGCACAGUUUAUUCCUUGGGGUCCAGCUAGUAUCCAAGUAGCUCUUUCAAGGAAAUCGCCUUAUAUACAAAGCACGCAUCGUGUGUCUGGUUUAAUGUUAGCCAAUCACACUAACAUAUCAUCGCUGUUUGACAGAGCUUUACAACAAUAUGAUAAACUACGUAAACGUGAAGCAUUCUUGGAACAAUUUCGCAAAGAGAAAAUGUUUGAAGACAAUCUUGACGAGCUGGACAAUUCGCGAGAGGUCGUAGAGUAUUUAGUAAAGGAAUACCAAGCAGCAACUCGGGAUGAUUACCUCAGUUGGAGUCCAAGCAAGCCAGACACAUAAAAUGUCUAAAAUAUAACAAGGAUUGUAUCUCCUAAAAUCUCACGCCGCAAUAAUGCUUGGAAAGAAAAAGAUACUUUAGUGGAACAAACCAUAAGGAAAUUGUCUGAGAAACUGAGGUUCAAAAAUCGCAGAAUCUCCAUUUAGUGUGGCAGUAUAGAUCAUAGCAUACAAAAAUUUCAGCAGUAAACGAAUUGAUCAAUCACAAUCGAGAAUCUCAACAUAAUAGUCUUCUAAGUAAUGUUAUUUAAUGAUAACAUUCCAAGUAAUGUGAUCGGUUAAUUCGCUUAUUACUUACAUUCUACUGUUUGUUUUUUCCUGUGUCAUUCGCUUGAAAUUACUCCGUGAAUUCUACUUAAUCAGUGUCACACAGCAUCGUAUCGCGCAUGUCGCAGUUCCAUACGUUAGCCAUCGUUCACUUCACAUUGAUCAAAAUUUUUACGCCGUUUAAUUUAAUAUUUUUUUUUAUUUGCGUACAUAAUUAGGGGGUAGAGUGGCGAUCGUAAUGAAACCCGUGUGACCAGGUAACGAGUGAGAAUGAGUAACUGUAAGGAGCUUUUCUUCUUGUCUUUCUUUUUCGUUUUUCUGUGCCAUGUCCUCAUUCGAAUGCUAUAAUUGGAAAAUUAUAUAUCUUUCAGUUUUUGAUGUUAUUUGAUUCUUAUUAUCUGAUUCUUAUUUCUAUCUAAUGUUAUUUUCAAUGCCUUUCGAAAUCCCGUCCGUUAGCAAAUCUCACUUAGAAGAGAUAUAUAAAACAAAGCAAGAUAAAUCCUAUUUUUUGUACAUUUCAAUAUUUUAAUGAAUUCAGUAUAUAGAUCUUGCAUACACAUUGACAUGCUAGUUUCUAGUGCCAUAUUUAACACCAAGCAUAUAGUCACUCAACUUUGGAUUUGAUUCAUCCAAAAUGAAUCACUAACAAAUAAAAACAAAGUGUACAAACCUUGUAUUUCAAGCACUCCAAAUCCAGGACCGGUAAAGAUUUAUAGUGAACAUUAACUUCUCUUUGUAAACAUUCGUAUGUAUUUAAUUCUACAAAUCCCUCAAGUGCAAGUUUUGUACAAGUACGUUGAACUUGCUCAAUGCAAGGAGAAAAGAAACAGAGUUUUCCACCUAUUGGAUAAUAGCUAUUAUAUAUUAUAUGUAAUGCAGAAUGUAACUCUUACAAAAUUCUAUGUGAUGCGCAAAUCACAUCUUUAAGUACACUCAUGUUAUAAUCUUUACCACACCAUAACAUUUAUAUGGAUAUUAAAAUAUUUUUAUCAUAAAAGAUGUCUAAUUGGGCCAUAUUAAAUAGUACUGUUUAUAGAAA